UUUUUAUAAAAAAUGACUGCAUUUGAAGAAUUUGGCGUUUUGCCAGAAAUUGCCAAGGCCAUUGAGGAAAUGGAAUGGACAUUACCAACUGAUGUCCAGGCUGAGGCUAUACCUCUAAUUCUGGGUGGAGGUGAUGUUUUAAUGGCUGCAGAAACAGGCUCUGGCAAAACCGGUGCCUUUUGUUUGCCAAUUCUGCAAAUUGUUUGGGAAACAUUAAGGGACUUGGAAGAGGGUAAGGGUUUGAAGGGUGGAACAGGAUCUUCAGCGAGUGCUGCCCCAUGGACUAUGUCCUUUUUUGAUCGUGGCAAUGCUUUGGCCGUAACACCUGACGGCCUGCGUUGCCAGAGUCGUGAGUUCAAGGAAUGGCAUGGCUGUCGCUGUACUACCGGUGUUAAGGGCAAGGGGAAAUUUUAUUAUGAGGCCACGGUUACCGAUGAGGGUUUGUGCAGAGUGGGCUGGUCCACACAGGAGGCAAAUUUGGAUUUGGGAACAUGUCGUUUUGGUUAUGGCUUUGGUGGCACUGGCAAAAAAUCGAAUAACCGCCAAUUCGACGACUACGGCGAGGCAUUUGGCAAAAAUGAUGUAAUUGGCUGUUAUUUGGAUUUGGAACGUAUGGAGGUGUCGUUUAGCAAAAAUGGUGUACCAUUGGGUGUGGCUUUUCGCAUUAACGAUAAUCUACGCAAUGAAACUUUUUACCCGGCUGUGGUUUUGAAAAAUGCCGAAAUGGCCUUUAAUUUUGGCAAGACGGAUUUUAAAUAUCCACCUAAAAAUGGCUUCAUUGCUGCUAGCCAAGCUGGCCCUUCACAUACCAAAGCAAAUCCUUUGGCAAGUCCAGCUGCCAAUGCUGGUUCAAAUAAACCCUCGCCCAAUGCACCUCAGGCCAUUAUCAUAGAACCAAGUAGGGAAUUGGCCGAACAGACUUAUAAUCAGAUUGAAAAGUUCAAGGUGCAUUUGUCAAAUCCCGAUGUUCGUAGUCUAUUGUUGAUUGGUGGUGUUAAAUUGGAACAGCAAAAGAGUCUGCUGCAACAGGGUGUGCAUAUUGUUGUGGGCACCCCCGGGCGUUUGGAGGAAAUGAUCAGUGGGGGAUUUGUUCAGCUGACACAUUGCAAAUUCUUCGUUCUGGAUGAAGCCGAUGCCUUGCUCAAACAAGGCUAUACCGAUCUCAUUGACCGUUUGCACAAGCAAAUUCCCAAAAUGACCUCGGACGGUCGUCGCCUCCAAAUGGUUGUCUGUUCGGCCACUCUACACGCAUUCGAAGUAAAGAAAAUGGCUGAUCGUCUUAUGCAUUUCCCCACCUGGGUAGAUCUCAAGGGUGAAGAUGCUGUACCGGAAACAGUACAUCAUGUUGUCUGUAUGGUAGAUCCACAACGUGAUACAACAUGGCACAGUUUACGACAACACAUUCGUACUGAUGGUGUUCAUGCCCGGGAUAAUCCUCAUCCCCAUAACUUAACUCCCGAAACCUAUUCAGAAGCCAUAAAAAUACUGAAAGGGGAAUAUUGUAUUCGUGCCAUUGAGGAACAUAAAAUGGAUCGUGCUAUACUAUUUUGUCGUACCAAAUUGGAUUGUGAUAAUUUGGAGAAAUAUUUGAAGUCACGUGGUGGCCAAAGAUAUUCAUGUGUCUGCUUGCAUGGUGAUCGUAAGCCAAAUGAACGUAAACAAAAUUUGGAAGCCUUUAAGAGGGGUGAUGUUAAAUUCCUUAUAUGUACUGAUGUGGCGGCAAGAGGUUUGGAUAUUACCGGAUUACCAUAUAUGAUAAAUAUUACACUGCCCGAUGAAAAGUCGAAUUAUGUCCAUCGUAUUGGUCGUGUAGGACGUGCGGAGCGUAUGGGUUUGGCCAUUAGUUUAGUAUCGACCGUGCCGGAAAAGGUUUGGUAUCAUGGCGAUUGGUGUCCCACUCGUGGCCGUAAUUGCUCGAAUACCAAUCUCACCGAUAAUCGAGGUUGCUGCAUUUGGUACAAUGAAAAGAAUCUAUUGGCUGAAAUUGAAGAUCACUUGAACAUAACCAUUCAACAAGUCGAUAAAAAUAUGUCCGUUCCUCUCAAUGAUUUCGAUGGCAAAGUGGUAUAUGGUCAAAAGAAUUUAAAUACCGGUACCGGCUACAAGGAUCAUGUACAACAACUAAUACCAAUUGUUAAAAAACUCACCGACUUGGAAUUACAAUCACAAUCUUUAUUUUUGAAACGUUUAAAAGUCUAAAACAAAUAUUACAUAUACA
Messenger RNA from Musca vetustissima, 2218 nucleotides. RefSeq names its product ATP-dependent RNA helicase Ddx1 (gene Ddx1). Gene Ontology annotation, molecular function: ATP binding; nucleic acid binding; protein binding. The transcript is spliced from 7 exons. Bases 13 to 2199 code for a protein of 728 amino acids. The record is from RefSeq and is a predicted model, not a curated record. NCBI's taxonomy places the organism in Eukaryota, Metazoa, Arthropoda, Insecta, Diptera, Muscidae.